This is a messenger RNA of Cercospora beticola, 1231 nucleotides long. Its product is annotated as phosphatidylinositol phosphate kinase family protein. Gene Ontology annotation, biological process: phosphatidylinositol phosphate biosynthetic process. Gene Ontology annotation, cellular component: plasma membrane. Lineage: Eukaryota; Fungi; Ascomycota; Dothideomycetes; Mycosphaerellales; Mycosphaerellaceae. Gene Ontology annotation, molecular function: 1-phosphatidylinositol-4-phosphate 5-kinase activity. The record is from RefSeq and is a predicted model, not a curated record.
CAGCCCACUUGCGACCGCGCCACAUUCCGCCCAUCAACAUCGCCAUGUCUCGUCGCGAGAAGAUCAUCUCGCGCUCCGUCUCGAAAUCAGUUGUGCACAGCAGCGAUCAACGGCCCAAUGCUAUCGCGCGACUCCCGGCCUACUUCUGGCUAUACCAUCUGAAUCUCGAAUGUGUGGGCGCGCAUCUGUUCCGAGCGCUGCGAGAAACAUGGCAGAUCGAUGAGGCCGAGUACAGGGCCAGCUUCGGCGCCGACAGCAAGGACAAACAGACGUUGACCAGUGCAGGAGACAUGGGCUUCUCAGGGUCGACAUUUUUCACCACUCAAGACCAGCUAUACCUCGUGAAGUCUGUCCCUCGUCACUUCGAACACUCUUUCUUCAAGGAGGAGCUUAUGACCCCCUACGUGGAGUACAUGGAACAAAAUCCGAACAGUCUACUCACCCGUAUCUCUGAUUUUCUCCAAUGCUACCAAACAAGCCUGGGCAGUUUGCUUGGCCUCGCGCCUACCCAUCACAUUGUGAUGGAAAACCUGCUGUACGGCAAGGAGGAAAGCUGGGAAGAUUGGGAUCUCAAACCGCAAAGUUACUUCUACCCGGAACGAGACAUCGCUGACGGCGCCCUGACAAGUGAAGCCACCAAGAACAAGCUGGCAGACGAGUUCCACGACAAGAUUGUCUUGACACUGGACCAGGCGGAGGACCUUAAGGCUCAGCUAGAGAAGGAUACUAAAUUGCUUGCCGACUGUAACACAGUCGACUACUCCCUCAUGCUGGUCAGAAUGCCCGCUUCUGAUGAAACAGACGAGGGCGACCUCCCUGCCAAAGGCAAAACGCCCUUGAUCCCGCCCGCGCCACCCAGCUGGCGAGUGGGCGUCAGAUCAGCAGACGGCAAAUGGACUUAUCGUGCAACAUUGUUGGACUUUUUCUGGAGUAAGCACAAGGUGCAUGCCAAAGCAAUGACUGUACUCAUUAGUGCGUACAACAUGGUUGACAACCAAGGACACAUGAGCGUGACGACCAACAGCACAGAAUACCGCAAAAGGUUUCUGGAUAUGGUGUAUGAAAUGAUCGAAAUUGAGUAGAGAUUCAACGAAGGAAUCAACAGGACGAACCAGACGGGACUUGAGUGUUUCAGAAUAUCACUUAGAUUGGCAGCCCAGACACCGACCUAUGGUUAUGACAAGCACGACGAACGAUGAAUGGAAGGAAGAUACCCCAUCUUAGAGACAGU